Aureobasidium subglaciale EXF-2481 is the source of this 864-nucleotide messenger RNA. RefSeq lists its product as uncharacterized. The coding region runs from base 1 to 864 and encodes 287 amino acids. The transcript has a single exon. Gene Ontology annotation, cellular component: SAM complex. Gene Ontology annotation, biological process: mitochondrion organization. NCBI's taxonomy places the organism in Eukaryota, Fungi, Ascomycota, Dothideomycetes, Dothideales, Saccotheciaceae. The record is from RefSeq and is a predicted model, not a curated record.
AUGACACAAGAAAGCAAUAGCAGUCGUCGCGACUGGCGGGACAUGUUUGCGGUGCCCAUAGUCAUCAAGCAGGUGUUUGCAAAGUUUCCUCUUACAAGCUACACGCCAAAUGCGCUACCGACGCGCUCGCCGACGCAUCGAGACGAACACACGCUCUACACCUGGACGACGACAGAAGGCUCCGCCACACACAACAUCUCCUUCAACCCGACAUGUCUGAAAUGGCAGACCUACCUCCUCUUCCAAGGCAUUGCCUUUCGCACCCGAUCCUCCAACAACCACGCCUCCCCCUCUGGCUCUCUACCCUUCCUCCUCCCAGCCGAUUCGCAGAAUCCUGUCGCAUCCAGUAAACUCGAAGCCUGGUCACACACGAAUAGCACGAGUAAAAGUUCGGACAUACAAACGCCGCGUCAAGAUGUGUAUGCAUCACUACUCGACCACGCUGUGAGAAGAGCAUGGCUCUACCUCCUCUACCUCGACCCCGACAACUUUGACAACGUCGCUCGUCGCCUCUACGUUACUCCCUCCUCUUCAAACACUUUUGUCGCUCUAGCAAUCUCACACCAAUUGCGCAAUGCCGCAAAUCAAGAGCUAUUGAAAAUUACACCUGUUGUGAAAGCAGAGGACAUAUUGAAGGAAGCCGUGGAUGCCUUUUCCGCCUUGUCGACGCUGCUGGGCGGAGAUACUUGGUUCUUUGGUCAAGAGAAGCCUGGGUUGUUUGAUGCGAGUGUGUUUGCUUAUACCCAUCUUUUGCUGCAUGAAGAGAUGGGGUGGAGGAAUAAUCCGUUGGCUGAGCAGUUGGCUACGUUCCAGAAUUUGGUGAUGCAUCGUGAGCGUAUCUUGAGCGGUUAUUACGAGCGAUGA